AUGUGCGUGCUCCACCAUGUCCUUGUCUACCACUACUGCCUGGGCACAAGGACUUGGAAACGCCACGGCCCCACCCACCCCGAUCCCAUCCCUCCCACUCAUCUCCCACCCACCCCGAUCCCAUCCCACCAUCGUCUCCCUCCCAAACCCUACCCGCCGCCACGCCGCCCACCAACCGCCCCACCGUCCCGCCAUCCAUGGCCUCCCCCAUGCCGCACCACCACCAACCGCCCCCGUCUCCCUCACCUCGCCGCGGGCCACGACCUCUACCCUCCCCUCCCCUCACCUCCUCUCAUCAGAAGAGAUCUGAUCCCCCACGCCCUCCUCCUCUCGCCCCUCCCCUUCCCUCACCAGAAGGUAGAGAAGAACCCGAGGGAGGAAGAUCCAACGCGAUCCAGCCUCGGUCUCCGCUGCCUCGGCCUCGCGCCUCGCCGGAGCAGCUCCGCCGUCGACCAAAGUCCCGCAGGUCGACGUGUUCCCCCGCUCUUCUUCCUCCCUCUGUUUGUGUCUCCCUUUUUUUCUUUCAAGUCUCAAUCCCCUCUGUACUUCUCUAUGCAAGGAGGCCGCCAUGGACGCAGAUCCGCUGGAGCUGCUCAGCCCGCGGUCAGACCCUCCCUCCCUCGACCCCUGCCCGCAUCGGAAACCCUAGCCGCCGGCCAUGGCGACCGACCGCAGGGCGCAGGCACAGGGCUCGCCUCGACGACAAUGCUUGGCAGGCGCCAUGGAGUGGAGCUUCCUUUGCUCGAGACGCCAUGGAUUGUCCUUCUUCCUCCAGCACGAGGAAAAGCAGAAGCAGCCGCCGCAUCAAGGUCCACCCCCCUCUCUCUAUUUCCUCUUCAUCUAUCCCCUUCCCUUCCAUUCCCUGAUGAAUGGUGA
Triticum dicoccoides is the source of this 876-nucleotide messenger RNA. Its product is annotated as proline-rich receptor-like protein kinase PERK2. NCBI's taxonomy places the organism in Eukaryota, Viridiplantae, Streptophyta, Magnoliopsida, Poales, Poaceae. Bases 1 to 876 code for a protein of 291 amino acids. The record is from RefSeq and is a predicted model, not a curated record. The transcript has 4 exons.